GCCUUCCAACCUCACUUCUGGAACUCCAGGGGUCUCUGCCCCUUCCAUGAUACCUUAAAGGGACCCGAUGACCUUCUGGCUGCCUAAGAAGAGUAGAUGUUCCAAUAUCAUCUGUCAUCCUCCUUGGCUUAGUCCACCUACAGGGAGGUUCCUCACACUGACCCUUUACCCCACCCUUCACCCCUCACCCCUCAAGGUAUUCUAGCUGCCCAUACUAUAGCUUCCCUGCAGCCAGAGCUUUCUGGAACCUGUCUUGCAAGAUGGUGAGUUGUUUCAACAUAAGGGGAGGACGAGCUAAAUGGUUAGGAUGAUGCUGUUUAAGAAAGGGAAACUGCUGAUGUUCCUGGGUUCCCAGGUGAUAGUCAUAGCUCUCUUCAUCCAUAUGUCUGGCCAUAGACACUUGUUCCAGAGGGAGGAGGAGUUCAGGAGGCCUGUGCAUGUGCUGGUCCUGUCUUCCUGGCGGUCCGGAUCCUCUUUUGUGGGACAGCUUUUUGGACAGCACCCGGAUGUGUUCUACCUGAUGGAGCCUGCCUGGCACGUGUGGAUGACUUUCACCAGCAGCACGGCCUGGAAGUUGCACAUGGCCGUGCGGGAUCUUCUGCGUUCCGUCUUCCUGUGUGACAUGAGCGUCUUUGAUGCCUACAUGAACCCAGGCCCCCGGAAACAAUCCAGCCUCUUCCAGUGGGAGCAAAGCCGGGCCCUGUGCUCAGCGCCUGUGUGUCACUUCUUUCCAGCGGACCAGAUCAGCUCGCCCAAGCAUUGCAAGGUGCUCUGUAGUCAGCAGCCCUUUGAUAUGGUGGAGAAGGCCUGCCGCUCUCACAGCUUCGUGGUACUCAAGGAGGUGCGUUUCCUCAGCCUGCAGGCCCUCUACCCAUUGCUCACAGACCCUUCCCUCAACCUGCACGUCGUGCACCUGGUCCGAGACCCCCGGGCUGUGUUCCGAUCCCGGGAACAUACCACCACAGAACUCAUGAUUGACAGUAAUAUUAUGCUAGGGCAGCAUUUGAAAAUGGUGAGGCAGGAAGACCAGCCCUAUUAUGCCAUGAAGAUCAUCUGCAAAAGCCAGGUAGACAUAGUCAACACCAUCCAAACCCUACCUGAAGCCCUGCAGCAGCGCUACCUGUUCCUGAGGUAUGAGGACCUGGUUCGGGAACCCCUGGCCCAGACUUCCAGACUAUAUAAAUUUGUAGGAUUGAAUUUUUUGCCCCAUCUCCAAACCUGGGUUCUCAACGUCACCCGCGGCAAGGGCAUGGGUAAGCAUGCCUUCCAUACUAAUGCCAGGAACGCCCUCAACGUCUCUCAGGCCUGGCGUUGGUCCUUACCUUAUAAAAAGGUCUCUCAGCUUCAAGAGGUCUGUGGUGAGGCGAUGGAUUUGCUGGGAUACCUCCAGGUAAGAUCUCAACAAGAGCAAGGCAACUUGUCCCUGGAUCUUCUGUCCUCCUCCCGUAUCUUAGGGCAGGUCUUCCAAGAAGGUUAAGGAGGUCUGUCUCCACCCCUUGGUUCCAGUCUCAGUCACCAUUAAACGCACAGAAGCCUUAAGGUAUGAACAAACUGAGUGCCCAUUUCUCCUCAGCCCCAAGCAGAGGAGUCUUUGUGUCUGUACUCAGGUCUAUCCUACAGCUGAGCCUUAAAAGCCAAGAAACAACAUCUUUCUGUCUUGAAAAUAUUUAGGAACCUUAAACAGCCCCUUUGACCCAUCAAGUAAGACUACUGCCUUUCUUGUCUCUUUGGCCUUCCUACCUGUGCAUACCUCAGAGACUACAUACAGUCUAGAGGCCUAUUGGACACAGCAAGCAGCAUCAGUGGAGUGAGUCCAUAAAUCUCCCUGUCCACAUCUUCCUGACAAGAAAGGGGAGAAUAAAAAGCAGGGAAACGGGGCUCGCACUGAAGAGUUCUCAGCAGCUUCCACAAAGACAUGGACCCUCAAAGUUUCCAGAGGAUUUGAGGAAGCAAGAACAGGGGGUGCUUACCUGUGAGUCUGCUCACUGCACUAUCAGUAAUCAGAAACAGGAAACAAAGUCCCUGCACAACAGGGCCAGAGCUCAAGUUCAAGGUGUGUCUGGUGUGGACGGCAUCUCUCCUCAGUGUUUUCCUGGCAUACGGGACUUUGACCUGUGGAACUGCCCACCAGCAGUAUGAAAAUUAUACCCUCAGCUUCUGUUCUGACUUCCCCAUGUAUGUUGUCUAACUACUCAUCACCAAUGCUCAUUCUCACAGGGUUCUAACAACGGACAUAUUCAUCUUUGCAGAGCUUAUUAUUGUCUUUUACUAUUAUCUAACACAUAAAUAAAUACUACGACCCCUUUUGGAGUCAGAUGAUAA
Messenger RNA from Mastomys coucha (southern multimammate mouse), 2322 nucleotides. It is a transcript of the gene Chst4, whose product is annotated as carbohydrate sulfotransferase 4. The transcript is spliced from 2 exons. NCBI's taxonomy places the organism in Eukaryota, Metazoa, Chordata, Mammalia, Rodentia, Muridae. Bases 299 to 1477 code for a protein of 392 amino acids. Gene Ontology annotation, cellular component: Golgi membrane. The record is from RefSeq and is a predicted model, not a curated record. Gene Ontology annotation, biological process: carbohydrate metabolic process; N-acetylglucosamine metabolic process; protein sulfation. Gene Ontology annotation, molecular function: N-acetylglucosamine 6-O-sulfotransferase activity.